AUGAAGGCAGGGUUGGUGUUGCUGCUGGCCUUCCUGGCCACCACGCGCCAGCGCUGGGGCCACGCUGUGGUCACCUGGGCCCGCGCAACUGAACCCGUCGUCGCCUCCGGCCUCGUCCACGCCGCUGCAGCCGCUGCUCCUGUCGUCACCGGCCAUCGCCUGGCCACCCAGAACGCGUUGGGCGGGCUCGUUGGGCUCAAGCCGGCUAUUGAGGUGAAGAAGAAGAAGAAGAAGGAGAAGACGCAACCGAAGGCCGGCAAGAAGCAACAGGGACCCAAGCCCAGGUCCAAGCCCCAGGCGAAGGGCCGGGGGUCUACCUCGCAAGCGUGCAAGCAGAACUGGGAGGCCCUACUCCAGGGCACGCAGCUCAAAGACGAGACUAUGCUCAAGGGCAAGUACUGGCACCUCCGAGGCAAGGCUCCGAACAACUGA
Messenger RNA from Acanthamoeba castellanii str. Neff, 432 nucleotides. RefSeq lists its product as uncharacterized. The record is from RefSeq and is a predicted model, not a curated record. NCBI's taxonomy places the organism in Eukaryota, Discosea, Longamoebia, Acanthamoebidae. The transcript is spliced from 3 exons. The coding region runs from base 1 to 432 and encodes 143 amino acids.